AUGAAGGGUCUCACAGGUCAGCCCAAGCAGAGUCCUUUCAAGGAUCUCUUACACUUCAUCAACAUGCUGCCCACAACCAUUCGCUCUCCUCCCUCUCUUGGAGACUUUACUCCAAUUGAGGAGUAUCAGUCGGCUACUCCUGCGACCUUCUUCGGAGGAAAGCCCGUCCUUCAUUUCCAUCUCGAGGAUGCGAAGGCAUGGAUCCCAGCGUCGCAAAAGGGCAGCUUGGCCAUCUUCCCGGCUGAUGUCUCGACUGCUGCCUCUGCUCCCAAUGGCACGACCUUGAAGGAGACCACUGAAGAGCUCGUGGAGCAGCAUGUCUCCGUGUUUGUUUCUUCAGAGACCUUCACCAUCUUCUCUUCGACCCAAGGAGCUGGCGUUCAGAUCCCCUACCCCUCCAUCUCUAUUCACGCCGUGAAGUCGGUCGGAUCCAUCUCCGAAGAUGCUCCUCUUCAGGCUAUCUGGAUGCAGCUGCAACUUGCCGACGGCGGUGACGGCGAUGACGACUUCGAUACGAUCGAUCUGACUCUCGUCCCUGCGGUCACUGAUGGCGCCCAGGCCGAUAUUCAGAAGUUCUACGACGCUAUCUCAGCCUGCUCAGAUCUUCACCCCGACCCUGUCGACGAGGAUGAUGAGGAAGAGGACGGCCGGAUCAUUUUCGAGGGCGAGCAUGAGCCAGUCGAGGGAUACGAAGGAGUCUUGUACGGCGCCGCCGAUGGAGGCCUGCCUCCUGCCUUCCCUGGGAGCGGAGGCUGGAUUACGGCCGAGAACGUCCACGAGCACUUCGACGCCGACGGCAACUGGAUCGGUCAGAAUGGCAAUGAGGAUCAGGAAAGCGGCCAGCUAGGAGAGGGAGCAGGUCGGGUUCGCGGUCACGAUGAGGCCAACAACGGCGUCAAUGGCCAUGACGACCCGGGCAAUAAGCGCCCGCGGGUCGACGAGUCAUAA
Colletotrichum abscissum is the source of this 948-nucleotide messenger RNA. RefSeq lists its product as uncharacterized. The transcript has 2 exons. The record is from RefSeq and is a predicted model, not a curated record. Gene Ontology annotation, biological process: spliceosomal snRNP assembly; mRNA cis splicing, via spliceosome. Gene Ontology annotation, cellular component: spliceosomal complex; pICln-Sm protein complex; cytosol. The coding region runs from base 1 to 948 and encodes 315 amino acids. NCBI's taxonomy places the organism in Eukaryota, Fungi, Ascomycota, Sordariomycetes, Glomerellales, Glomerellaceae.